AUGGACAAAUACACAUACGACUUGAAUCAACUAAUUGAAGAGGUUGUAAGGCAUUAUCCAUCAAUGAGCGAUCUAGGUUUUUCAAUUGUUUUUCUUGACAAGCAUGCCAAAGUGCAAACCUUUAUUGAGCUUGAUUCGGAUGAUAACUUCAUGGAAAUGCUUACCAUGUACGAGGAUGAAAAAGAAGAACAACAUGAAACUACUCAUGAACUUCAUGAUGAGGAUAACUCAGAUUCUUGUCCUAGUGAAGAAAGUUAUCAUAGUCGUUUUAGCGAAGAUUAUGAAGGUGAUAUUAUAAAUUAUGAAGGAGAAACUUCAUCAUAUAGCACGAAAUGUCCAAGCAUGAAAGUGAGCUCGAAGUAUCCAAAUGUGAUUGCUUUUAGAAGAGCAUUGAACCAUUACGCACUCGCAAAUGAAUUUGAGUACUUUAUUGAGAAAAGUGAACCAACACAAUUUACAGCAAGGUGUGCUAUUAUAGAGUGUGAGUGGAAAAUUCAUGCCGAUGUCAUGCAUGAUAAAGUAAGAAAACAUGAAGAAGAACAUUCUUGUACUCGAUCUAGUAAGGGUGGUAAUAGGUGUGCCACUCAAGCAUGGAUUGCUGAUGUAGUUACUGACAAGCUAAAGUCCGACAGAGAUGUCUCGCCUACAGAGCUAAAGAAAUGGCUUCUUAAAACUUACAAUGUUGAAAUACCAUACUUAAGGGUCUUUAGAGGGAAGGAACAAGCUUACACUGAUUUAUAUGGCAAGUGGGAUGAUGCUUUCAUAAAGAUGGAUGCUUUUAGAGAGGAGCUUCUAAAUAGGAAUCCGGGAAGUGUUGUUGAAAUUUUAUUUGAGAAGGAUGGUAACAAGAAACGCUUCCAACGUUUUUUUAUCUCAUUAACAGCUUGUUCUAGUGGUUUUCUUGCUGGUUGUCGCCCUUACAUUGGUCUGGAUGCUUGUCAUUUAAAAGGGAAGUACAACGGCGUACUAGCUGCUGCCACUAGUAUUGACGGAAACAACUCGAUUUUUCCAUUAGCCUACGCCGUUCUUGAAUCAGAAAAUACAAAAUCAUGGACGUGGUUUCUUGAAUCAUUAAAAAAAGCAAUUGGGACGCCAAAUGGCCUUGUUAUAUCAUCAGAUAUGCAAAAAGGGCUAGAAGUAGCUAUAAUGCAAGUUUAUCCUAGUGUUGAGCAUAGAGAAUGCAUAAAACACUUGUAUAGCAACUUCAAGAAACAUUUUCGUGGUGACUUCUAUAACUACAAAUUGUGGAGUGCUGCUAGAACUUAUUGUAUUAAUGAGCAUAAUAGGUUAUUGAAGGAAAUUGCCGAGGUACGUCCAGAGGCGGUUACAUAUCUUAACGGGAAUCAUAAUAAGAUAUGGAGUCGAAGCAAGUUUGGCACAACUUCCAAGUGUGAUUACAUCACUAACAACAUCUCGGAAUCAUUUAAUUCUUGGGUAGGCGCAUUACGUUAUAAACCGGUACUUGAGGUCCUCGACGGGAUUAGAGAUAAGCUUAUGCGAAGAUUUGAUAAGAAGAGGAAGACUGUGAAAAAAUGGAAAGGAUCAUUAGUUCCUAAAGCUAAUAUCUAUCUCAAAAGUAUCUCUAAGAACUUAGGUGCAUAUGAAGUUUUCAGAAGUAGCGACAAUCGAGCUGAAGUGGAAUACAAGGGGAAGCGUUACGAGGUUAUACUAAAUGAGAGAAAAUGUACUUGUCGGGUUUGGCAAGUUACCGGUCUUCCAUGUAUACAUGCAGUGGCUUUUAUUGCUUUUACAAGGGACACUGAUUGGGUAAAAUAUGUAGAUUCCUGUUUCACAAUCACAAACUACAAAGAAGCUUAUGCCCUUGAAAUUGCUCCAUUACCCGGAAAGGAUCAAUGGGUAGAAAGGGAAUCAGAUGAAAGGAUAUAUCCACCUAUAUUAAAACGUCCCCCUGGAAGACCCAAAAAAGAAAGAAUGAAACCACCUGGUGAGGCCAAAAGAAAACACAAAUGUCCACGAUGCGGUGGGUAUGGGCACCAUGAAAAGAAAUGCAAAAAUCCAUCAUCUCAAGCUCCUGAUUCAAAUCAAACAUCUACGAGCAAAAGGAGGCGAGGAAAAUACACAAAAGCUCGUGAAAGCUGUGCAAUAUGA
Messenger RNA from Erigeron canadensis, 2109 nucleotides. RefSeq lists its product as uncharacterized. The transcript is spliced from 5 exons. The coding region runs from base 1 to 2109 and encodes 702 amino acids. Lineage: Eukaryota; Viridiplantae; Streptophyta; Magnoliopsida; Asterales; Asteraceae. Gene Ontology annotation, molecular function: transposase activity; zinc ion binding; DNA binding. The record is from RefSeq and is a predicted model, not a curated record. Gene Ontology annotation, biological process: DNA transposition.